Messenger RNA from Gongylonema pulchrum, 264 nucleotides. The record is from the annotation of a GenBank genome assembly. NCBI's taxonomy places the organism in Eukaryota, Metazoa, Nematoda, Chromadorea, Rhabditida, Gongylonematidae.
AUGGAAAGAGAACGUGAGGAGAACAAGGAAAAGGAGGACAAAUGGAGGAGAAUAACAAAGGGAGGAGGAAAAGAAGGACGAAGUGCGGGGAGGGCUGGUGGACGAGGUAUUCUUGAACGACAAGCACCGGGUGACCUGCGCUACUUAUGGAUGCCUAUUCGGUCAUUCAGAUUACCAGCACAGAGGUCACGCCAAGUCCGAGCAAGAGAGCGAGGGCGGAGAGGAGGAACGGGAAAGGGAUACGACUGCGGCGGUACGGUGUGA